ACAGCACUCAGCACUGUAAAUGACUGUAAACUAUGAUUGACGAUUGUAUAUUAAAGAAAGAUGUAUAAUGUUCCUUUUGCAAACUUUGCUAGUGAACGUAUGUCGUGAAAAUUGCACCGUUGGCGCUUCAUUAUAAUACUUUUUGUACUAUUUCUUGUAAUUUAUACUAAAAUAUGUCAACUGAAGAAGCAACUCGCAAUACAACAAUGCAGGCCACGGAGGAAAAUAAUCAGUCUGUAACCAGUACAUCUCACAAUGCAGGCAAUAGCAGAGAACCAAAUGCUGUCAGAUCUCAAGAACAAAGUAGCAGACAAAAUAAUCUCCAAAGAAUACAACAGCGAAAGCAACAAAUGCUAAAUUUGCCACAAAUGAAGAAAAUUCUAAAAAUUGCAACUUACAGUGCAUGUAAAGUAGAAGAUUGCAAAUGUAUUGGUUGGAAGAACCCUCAGUUGUUAAUUAAAUCUCCUAAAACUGACUCGCAACAACCUAUCAUAAACUUUUUUGAUCCUUGCAAGAGUUGCACACAUGUUUUAGAAAAUCAUGUUUCUCACUUAACCAAUCAGUCAGAAGAGGAUAUCAACAAAUUAUUAUGUAUGGUUAUUGAUGCUGACAAUAUUUUCUUAGGAUUACAAAAAGAAGAAGAUCCAGAUACAAAGAAAGUCUACUUUUACCUGUAUAAACUCUUAAGAAAAUGUAUACAGUCUAUAACAAAACCAACAAUAGAAGGUCCUUUGGGACAACCACCUUUUGAAAGACCUAGCAUAGCAAAAGCAGUAAUGAACUUUGUGGCAUAUAAAUAUGGACAUCUGCCGCAAAGAGACAUGCAAGCUAUGUGUGAUAUGGCCAAGAUGUUUUUGCACUGUUUGAAUCAUUGGAACUUUGAUCCCCUCAGUGCUAGAAGAGGUACAAUUAGCGUGGAGGAUGCUCCUGCUUAUAAAAUUAAUCAUACACGUUGGCUGGUUUUCUGCCAUAUACCAGCAUUCUGUGAUUCCUUACCCCAUUAUGACACAUCCUUAGUGUUCGGCAGAACAUUUGUUCAAGCCAUUUUCAAACCAGUUUCGAGACAGCUAUUAGACAAGUGUCACAGUGAACGAGAUAAACUGGCACCAGAAAAAAGAGUAAUAGUUUUAACUCAUUUCCCUAAAUUUCUUUCAAUGUUGGAAGCAGAAAUUUACUCUGACAAUUCGCCAAUCUGGGAUCCUGAUUUCAAACAAGUGCCUCCUACUUAUUUGCAAACAGCAUUAGAAUCUAAAGCAAACCAAGGAAGAAGACCCGGUGAAUUUGAAAAAGUUACAGUUACUCCGAACGAUAAAGAUAACUACACAACAAUUAAUAUAAGCCCUGGUAUGAAGAAAAUCCAUGAGAAAAGGUCACAUUCCGAAGGACGUUCAGAUGUAAAAAGAAGAAAAAACGAAGAAGUUUUCGAAGAUUUACCAGAAGAAACAGUCGCCGAAAUUGUGGCAACUAUUAAUGACCCUAAUUACAUGUGCGGACCUGAUGCUGUCUUUCCACCGAACGUUCCACGAGAUGAAACAGCUAAGAUCGAAGAAAGUAGAAAAAUUAUUGAAUUUCAUGUUGUUGGAAACAGUUUGACACAACCAGUUUCAAAACAGACCAUGCUUUGGUUAAUUGGACUACAUAAUGUAUUUAGUCAUCAGUUGCCUAGAAUGCCGAAAGAGUACAUAUCUCAACUGGUUUUCGAUCCAAAGCAUAAAACUCUAGCUCUGAUAAAGGAUGGUCGGCCAAUUGGCGGUAUCUGUUUCCGAAUGUUUCCUACCCAAGGAUUUACAGAAAUAGUGUUUUGCGCUGUUACAAGUCAAGAACAAGUCAAAGGCUAUGGUACACAUUUAAUGAACAUGCUUAAAGAUUAUCAUAUAAAGAACAAUAUACUACAUUUUCUCACAUUUGCGGACGAAUUCGCGAUUGGAUAUUUCAAAAAGCAAGGCUUUAGUAAAGAUAUUAAGAUACCGCGAUCGAUGCAUCAAGGUUACAUCAAGGACUACGAAGGUGCUACAUUGAUGCACUGUGAAUUAAAUGCUAAAAUCGUGUAUACCGAAUUUACAGCUGUUAUACGGAAACAAAAAGAGAUUAUUAAAAAGUUGAUUCAUCAAAGGCAACAAGAGAUUCAGAAGGUUCAUCCUGGUUUAACAUGUUUCAAAGAAGGCGUUAGAGGAAUUCCUGUCGAGUCUAUUCCUGGUAUUCGAGAAACUGGUUGGAAGAGUUACGCACAAACGAGGACAAGAGGGGUUGCUAAAGGGACUCAAGGACCAGAACCAAUGGAAGCAUGCUUAGAUAUUACUGAUUCCUUAUACAAUGCUUUAAAAAACGUUUUGAACAGCGUAAAAAAUCAUAGUACGGCAUGGCCAUUUUUAAAACCUGUGGACAAGAACGAUGUCCCAGAUUAUUACGAUCAUAUUAAAUAUCCGAUGGACCUCAAAACCAUGACUGACCGAUUAAAAGCACGAUAUUACGUAACAAGAAGAUUAUUUAUCGCAGAUAUGACACGAAUUUUCACCAACUGUCGUUUGUAUAAUAGUCCGGACACGGAAUAUUACCGAUGUGCUAACGCCUUGGAAAAAUAUUUCCAAACGAGAAUGAAAGAGAUCGGUCUUUGGGAUAAGUAA
Messenger RNA from Dufourea novaeangliae, 2624 nucleotides. It is a transcript of the gene KAT2A, whose product is annotated as histone acetyltransferase KAT2A. The record is from RefSeq and is a predicted model, not a curated record. Gene Ontology annotation, biological process: positive regulation of transcription by RNA polymerase II; chromatin remodeling. Lineage: Eukaryota; Metazoa; Arthropoda; Insecta; Hymenoptera; Halictidae. The coding region runs from base 174 to 2624 and encodes 816 amino acids. Gene Ontology annotation, cellular component: histone acetyltransferase complex; nucleus. Gene Ontology annotation, molecular function: histone H3 acetyltransferase activity; protein binding. The transcript has 5 exons.